Messenger RNA from Kuraishia capsulata CBS 1993, 1563 nucleotides. RefSeq lists its product as uncharacterized. Bases 1 to 1563 code for a protein of 520 amino acids. The record is from RefSeq and is a predicted model, not a curated record. Lineage: Eukaryota; Fungi; Ascomycota; Pichiomycetes; Pichiales; Pichiaceae. The transcript has a single exon.
AUGAUUGGAGGUAUCUUGAAUCUGGGGAUUGGCAGGUCUACUGUUAGACUGGCCAGACCACAGACUUUUAGGCAAGUCUUUCCAAGCUUGAAACAUGACCUAUUGAGGGUGACUGCGUUUCCAAUGACCACUGUGAAGUCCCAGCAGAUACACACAUUCAGCAGAAGACCCGCCAGUUGUGAGCUUUUGAAAUUUAGAAUGGCAACCCAACACCGUGGUGCUGCCUUUUGGAAAGUGGGAACUAAUGUGAAGGCGUUGGGGAAGAUGCUGAAGAACCAGCGAGGAGGAACACUUAGAAAGAGGCUACUUAUUAUAUUUGCAAUCUACAUGGUAGCCACCUUCGUGUUCAACCUCAUGUUAUAUGUGCUAACUUUAAGAUACCUGGGAACUAUUCAGCAGUUGCCUUCUGGAUUUGGAAUCUGGACCAAGUACAAGUUCCGAGAGGGCCUGGUGAAGGAAGAAGUGAACAAGAAGGAAAGACUUGCACAUGCGGAAUACCUCAGAACUUUGAAGAACAUAGCAGCUGAAAAUCACAUGGCUGAUUACGAUGAAGAUGCCAAGGAUUUCGAGCUUUUGAGCUAUUCCAAACUCGAUACUUGGGUCAACAAUGGGAACCUGGAGUAUGUCUCUGCAUAUGCCGACUUGUUGUUCAGAUAUGCCCUUACCGACGAGAAUUUGGUGAACAUUGAGAAAAUUCUGCAGAAGGCAUUUGAGAUCUCGGAUCAUUACGAAUCUCUACUUGGCAAGUCUGCAAAUAUUGGUUCCUACAUGUUAAAGAACAAUGCCCUCAGGACUCUGGCUCAAAUCAGACAGGAUAAGCUCGAAGAUUCUCGGAGCCCGAAAGAGAAGGAAAACGAGAAGUUUGUGAUUGAGAACUAUCUGCUAGUUGCUCUUGAUUUGCUAAUUCGAAACGAGUUUCCUGCAUUGGCUGGACAAUCUAACGAUCUAAGUGCGGAUAUGGCCAUCUUACCAGAAACAGUCAUUGUGAACAACGGGCUCACCACGUCUAUACUGGACUUGUGUGCAUAUUAUACCUCCCUUAAGGAUAAGACUCAUGUCAACAAGUCGCUGUCAAUCCUCUUAUCUGUUUUGAGAUGUGCAGAGACAGAGCAUAAGCAGUUAGAGAAAGCUCAAGCUGUUGCUGGCCACACACAGUCUGCGUUUUCGCCCACUGCAAAGACCAGAGCCGAGAAACAGAAUCAAAAAAGGCUCGAAGAGCUUCAGUUUGAGACGAUACCCCUUUUGAAGUCUCAUGUGGCUGAAAUUUUGUGGUUCAAGGGUUUGAGGAAAGACGCAAUUGAGUUGGCGAAACAGAGUGCCUAUGUGGCCUCUACUAAGAGCAGGGAAAGUUUCAAUGCCGCAAAGAUCGCCAAAAGUGGUUUCACUAAUUUGAGCACGAUGUAUGGUGCUAUUGGUGACGAAGAGGGCAGGAAGCUGUGUAUGGUAAAAGUGAAGCAGAUUGACGUUCCUCUAGAACAGGUGAUUUUGCAGGGCGGGGACACUCUUAGAAACGUUGUGUUAUACCAUUAUUUUGGUUCCUUUGGAAAGAUCUUAUUUCCAUGA